AUGGCUUCAUCAUCUGAAACUAAAAAGGUGAAAGGGCCUGAAAAGGUUUAUGUAAGGGACGAGGACUCUGAUGAUGAUCUCAUAGAUUUCUCUUUCCUGGAUUUUGCACCAGAGACCUUUAAACCAACCUCAAACCUGUCUGAUGACCCAUUCCUUAACAUAUUAUGUGAUGAAAAUAUGUUAAGGAGGACUCUUGAUAGAAUGGGAGAUGAUGAUCAGGAAGCUGGUGUUAAGGAUCCAGAACAUAAUCAUAUUGAUGAACAAAAUGACGGUGAAGUGGGUGUAGAGUACAGGGUUCAUGAUCCAGACAUCCAUUGGAAACAAAUGAAGCUUGUAUUGGGAGAGUGUUACGAGUCCCAUUCUCAACUCAAGUUUGCAUUAACUAACUAUGCAGUAGCUAAUGGAUAUUAG
Molecule: messenger RNA, 411 nt
Organism: Lactuca virosa
Lineage: Eukaryota; Viridiplantae; Streptophyta; Magnoliopsida; Asterales; Asteraceae
Source: the annotation of a GenBank genome assembly